AUGAGUGACGAAGAUAAGUACUUGGACGUCGAUAUUGACAGUGAUGACAAUGGAGAUACUGAUAAGUCAACAUCCGGUCUAACUCAAGCGGAUAAAAGAGCCCAUCAUAACGCUUUGGAGCGUAAGAGGCGUGAUCACAUUAAAGAUUGUUUCUUUGGCUUACGCGAUUCAGUUCCUACCUUACAAGGAGAAAAGGCUUCACGUGCUCAAAUACUGAAUAAGGCAACUGAUUACAUUCAGUUUAUGAAACAAAAAAAUCAGAAUCAUCAGUCAGAUAUAGAAGAUAUCAGGAAAGAGAAUUAUCAGUUAGAAUUACAAUUGAAAACCUUAGAGAGGACGCGCAAUAAUUUAACUGGUACGGCGACAUCUGAGAAUAUCGAUAGUUCAACUACGACUACUACCAAUAGUGGUAGAACAACAAGGAAUAAAGCCAAACGAGAAUUGCAAUCGGACGGUAACGAUGAACAAAAGACAGAUACUAAAAAGGUCAAAGCAGAGUAG
Molecule: messenger RNA, 501 nt
Organism: Trichoplax adhaerens
Lineage: Eukaryota; Metazoa; Placozoa; Uniplacotomia; Trichoplacea; Trichoplacidae
Exons: 5
Coding region: 1-501 (166 amino acids)
Biological process (GO): positive regulation of transcription by RNA polymerase II
Cellular component (GO): RNA polymerase II transcription regulator complex
Molecular function (GO): DNA-binding transcription factor activity; protein dimerization activity
Source: RefSeq, a predicted model, not a curated record